This is a messenger RNA of Morus notabilis, 1474 nucleotides long. RefSeq lists its product as uncharacterized. The record is from RefSeq and is a predicted model, not a curated record. The coding region runs from base 376 to 1200 and encodes 274 amino acids. Gene Ontology annotation, cellular component: membrane. Gene Ontology annotation, biological process: protein ubiquitination. Gene Ontology annotation, molecular function: ubiquitin-protein transferase activity; zinc ion binding. Lineage: Eukaryota; Viridiplantae; Streptophyta; Magnoliopsida; Rosales; Moraceae. The transcript has 8 exons.
UACUCGCAACAAAAGAAAAGGAGAGAGAAAGAGAGAGAGAAACAGUUGUUAAAGCACAAAGUUUCAUUACGUUUAAUAUUGAUUGAUGUGUUGUUUGUAUAUAUAUAUAUAUAUAUAUACACAUGUAUAGUUAUUAAUAAUCAUGGCUUGUGCGUUAACGCAAUAAGUUAAUUUUUUGAUUGGAGUAAUUCCCACAAAGACGACACUCAAUCUCUUUGCUUUUUCUCCAAAACAGAGAGAUUUCCUCAAGGGAUAGAAAGAGAGUUUUCUUGGCUUGAAGAACAUACCAUCCUCUUCUUGAGCCAAACCCAAAAAGCUUGUUCAAGAGUUUUUCUUUAAGAAGUGGUGAGUUGUUUUUGCUUUGUGAUCUUGAAGAUGGGAGAUCAUUUUGUGUUGUUGAUGGAUCGAUUACUCACGGAAUCAACAUUACAAGCUGCAAUCGAAAGCAGAAACCGAGAAAUCCAAUCCGCCAUCUCGGUCAUUGAGAAGUCGAAAACCAACGACUUGUCAAAGAAGGUUGAUUUUGGAGACGUAUCAUCUCCAAGGAAAUUAGUAGAGUGCAGGAUAUGCCAUGAUGAGGAUGAAGAUUCUAACAUGGAGACACCCUGCUCUUGUUCUGGUACCUUGAAGUAUGCCCAUAGGAGAUGUGUACAGAGGUGGUGCAAUGAGAAGGGGGACACAAUGUGCGAGAUAUGCCAUGAGCCAUUCAAGCCUGGUUACACUGUUCCUCCUCCAUUGUUUCAAUUUGGGCGUAUUCCAAUGCACUUCAGGGGAAACUGGGAGAUUUCAAGAAGAGACAUAAAUAGCCCUCGCAUUGUAGCAAUGGUUUCCACUAACCGAAACUUCCUGGAUCCUGACUUUGAUGAUUACUCAGCUUCCAAUUCUGGAGGUCUCACAUGGUGUCGUUCGGUGGCCGUCACUUUCAUUAUUCUGUUGAUUCUAAGACACACUCUUCCCUUGUUAAUCAGUGGAAACCAUGACUACUCUUUCUUCUCUUUCCCACUGAUCAUGUUGCUAUUUCUUCGAAUCGUUGGGAUUGUUCUGCCGAUAUAUGUCAUGGUCAGGGUGGUGACUGCCAUCCAUCAGCGCCGCCGCCGUAACCACCAGGUCCUUCCUGUUUCAACGUUAGAUACUUCUUCGGAUGAAGAAACCGAACAGUCGGAUAUGCAGCCUCGGCCCCAUGCAACUCGUGUAAACUGAUUUUACUAUACACAAAAAGAGAAUCAAAUCCAAAGCACCUGGUAACUCUUCCAUUGCAGAACAUGAACUAAAAAUGAAAAGGAACAGAGCUGCAAAGGAAUACUUCUUGAAUCAAACGCUAUGAUAUGAUGGGAACAAAUGUCCCCUUUGGUCAUCAUAAAAGAAUAGGCAAUACAUCUUCUGCAAACUGCAGUUUGACUUUUAGUUUUGUUCAAGCUAGAUGUAGGUUAUAAGGUCUCCUCUUAGCGCCAAAAAAAAAAAAAAAAAAAAAAAA